Messenger RNA from Raphanus sativus (radish), 1626 nucleotides. Its product is annotated as alkane hydroxylase MAH1-like. The record is from RefSeq and is a predicted model, not a curated record. NCBI's taxonomy places the organism in Eukaryota, Viridiplantae, Streptophyta, Magnoliopsida, Brassicales, Brassicaceae. Gene Ontology annotation, molecular function: oxidoreductase activity, acting on paired donors, with incorporation or reduction of molecular oxygen; monooxygenase activity; iron ion binding. The transcript has a single exon. The coding region runs from base 114 to 1607 and encodes 497 amino acids.
AUUUAUUACCUGUUAUAUACAGCAAUCGAGUUCUUGCAUGAAUUACUUGUUCAUAAAGAAAACCCAUUAGCUUUGUUCACAAAAAGAAAAGAAAAAAAAUAUUGUCACCUACAAUGGCGAUCAACAUAGGUGUGAUUGAAAUCUGCAUAACAUUCAUUUUGUUUAUCCUCCUAGGUUUCUUACAUCACAAGAAAACUCCGAAGUAUUUGCCCACAAACUGGCCGGUCCUUGGGAUGCUUCCGGGUCUCCUCGUCCAUAUCAAUCGUAUCUAUGACGCGAUCACCGAGCUUCUUGAGACCUCCAAUAUGACAUUUUGUUUCAAAGGGCCAUGGCUUAGUGGAACUGACAUAUUGAUCACUGUUGAUCCGGCUAAUAUCCAUUACAUUCUAAGUUCAAAUUUCGAUAAUUACCCCAAAGGGAUGGAGUUUAAGCAGAUCUUUGAAGUCUUGGGAGAUUCAAUUUUUAACGUUGACUCGGAGUUGUGGGAGGAUAUGAGGAACUCGUCUCAUGCCAUCUUUAGCCAUCAAGAUUUCCAAAGGUUUUGGGUGAAUACAAGCGUAAGCAAAUUGAAUCAAGGGCUUGUACCUAUUCUUGAAAACGCUGUUGAGAAAAACAUCAUCGUCGACUUGCAAGAUCUGUUCGACAGAUUCUUGUUUGAUACAUCUUCGAUUUUGAUAACCGGGUAUGAUCCAAGAUGUCUUUCCAUCGAAAUGCCUAAGGUUAAUUUCAGUGACGCUGUGGACGGUGUUGCCGAUGGGCUUUUCUACAGACAUGCCAAUCCGGUUCUGUUUUGGAAGCUCCAAUAUUGGAUUGGAGUUGGAGUAGAAAAGAGCAUGAGAAGAGGUAUCGCGGUGUUCGAUGAGAUGCUCGAGAAGAUCAUAUCGGCUAAACGAGAGGAGAUCAAACUUCAUGGGAUUCGUGACUCAGAAGGAGAGGCCAUGGACGUUUUAACGUAUUACAUGACUAUAGACACGACCAAGUAUAAACACUUGAAACCAAACAACGAUAAAUUCAUCAGAGACACUAUUUUAGGGAUUUUGAUAGCGGCAAAAGACACAACAAGCUCAGCUCUCACUUGGUUUUUCUGGCUUCUCUCCAAGAACCCUGAAGCAAUGAUCAAGAUUCGACGAGAGAUUAACAACAAGAUGCCAAAGUUUGGUCCAGCAGAUUUAGACAAGCUCGUGUAUCUAGACGGUGCCGUGUGUGAGACGCUCAGGUUAUACCCAUCAGUCCCAUUUAACCAUAAGUCACCGGCAAAGCCAGACGUGCUUCCAGUCGAUGACAACUGGAAGAUAGUCAUAUCUAUUUAUGCAUUGGGGAGGAUGAAAUCUGUUUGGGGAGAUGAUGCAGAAGAUUUCAGACCAGAGAGAUGGAUUUCAGACAGUGGAAUGUUGAGACAUGAACCUUCAUAUAAGUUCUUGGCGUUUAGCGCUGGUCCAAGAAGCUGCUUGGGGAAAAAGUUAACGUUCUUGCAGAUAAAGACAGUGGCUGCGAAAAUCAUACAAAAUUAUGACAUUAAGGUCGUUGAAGGGCAAAAAACUGAACCAGUUCCUUCUGUUCUUCUUCGCUUGCAACAUGGUCUCAAAGUUAGUGUCACUAAGAUAUAGAGAUAAAUUGUUUUUGUUA